Molecule: messenger RNA, 2017 nt
Organism: Phasianus colchicus (ring-necked pheasant)
Lineage: Eukaryota; Metazoa; Chordata; Aves; Galliformes; Phasianidae
Gene: ATP6AP2
Product: ATPase H+ transporting accessory protein 2
Biological process (GO): positive regulation of Wnt signaling pathway
Cellular component (GO): external side of plasma membrane; membrane
Molecular function (GO): signaling receptor activity
Source: RefSeq, a predicted model, not a curated record
UGGUCGCGACUCCCGUCCUCGACAGGCGGGCGCUGGGGGUUUUCCGUGCGGCGCUGCAGCGCGGCGUUUUCUCGGCGGGGUCCGGCGGCACAGCGGGCGGAAUGGCUGUCCGCGGCUUGGCGGUGGCCGUACUGCUGGCUUCGGCCUGUCUCGCCGGUGUGUGUGGGGAUGAGUUCAGUAUCUUGCGCUCACCUCAGUCAGUUGUUUUUCGAGAUGGAGGCUGGCCAAUCCCUGGCGAUCGGAUCCCAGAUGUAGCUUCGUUAUUCAUGGGCUUCUCUAUUGAAGAGGACCUUCCCUGGCCUGGGCUUGCAGCGGGCGAUCUGUUUCACAGGCCCCGAGCUGCUGUGUUAGUGACUGUGAAAGGAGUGGACAAGCUGACAUUGCCUGCAAAAGGAAUCUCUUACCCUAUCGAGAAUGCUGUUCCUUUCAGUCUGGACAGUGUUGCAAAUGCUAUUCAUAAUUUGUUCUCUGAAGAAACUCCUGUAGUCUUGCAGCUGGCCCCCAGUGAAGAACGAGUGUACAUGGUGGGCAAGGCAAACUCUGUAUUUGAAGAUCUUUCUGUCACGCUGCGCCAGCUGCGGAACCGCUUGUUCCAGGACAACUCCAUUCUCAGCUCCCUUCCUCUCAAUUCACUCAGCAGGAACAAUGAGGUUGACUUACUUUUUCUCUCAGAACUGCAAGUUCUACGUGAUAUUGUAAACCUGCUGUCCCGCCACAAGCACUUGGCCAAAGAUCAUUCUCCAGACCUGUAUUCCCUGGAACUGUCUGGUUUGGAAGAAAUUGGAAAACAUUAUGGAGAAGACUCUCAGCAAUUCAAGGAUGCUUCUCAGAUUCUUGUAGAUGCUUUGCAAAAGUUUGCAGAUGAGAUGUAUAACUUGUAUGGUGGAAAUGCAGUAGUAGAAAUGGUGGCUGUAAAGGCUUUUAAUUCUCCCCUCUCAAGAAAAGCUCGCUCCAUUCUCCAAUCUUCACAGGGUGAUACAGAUAAUCCAUAUAACCUUGCCUAUCCAUAUAACUACAACUACUCUGUAAUCUUCAACAUUAUUCUGUGGAUGAUGAUAGGCCUUGCUUUAGCUGUGAUAGUCAUCUCCUACAACCUCUGGAACAUGGAUCCUGGCUAUGACAGCAUUAUUUAUAGGAUGACGAAUCAGAAGAUAAGAAUGGAUUGAACUAAACUGUAUUCCAGCACAGGGGAAUGAUGAGUAAGAUCUCCUUUAAGUUGAGUGAAAACAAAUAUGUGGUUAAUUGUGGAAUUUUAAAAGGUGUAUUUAUUUCUAAGUAUCUUGUUUUUCCUCCUCUUAAGCCUAUUUUAAUAGUUAGUAAGUAGCACUAGAUUGGAUUUAGAAAUUCAAAUCUACUUGUUUAAAAAAGUAAAAAUCCCCCAAACUAACUGUUAUUAAAGUAACAUCAUUCCAUUUUUUUUUUAUCAUGUUUUGGAAAUGCCCUGCACUGCCUGUGACUGUGUGCAAAACAGAUAAACUGAAAUGAUGAUAGCAGAGUUGUUUGGAACUUUUCCACAGGGAGAUGAUGAGUUCUAGCUAAAUUGUUGUGUUGUAUAUUAUGAACCAGUUGUAAAUGUUUGAUGUAAAUAUUUAUGAUGUAACUUUGGAGAGGAUAGUUAUUAUUCUUUAGUAAUAUAUUAAAUGCAGAAAUAUUUCUAUGAGAUUAGGAAACUAGUGGCAGAAAUGGCAUUUGGAUCACAUGAUGAUGGCUUAAAUGUGAACUGCAGCUAAAAUGGCUCGGCUUACCUUGAGUUUUAAUGAUUUGGAGAUAGUGUGGCUGGUCUAUACAAUAGAGAGUCUAGAAAUAUUGAAAUAGCACCAGUCUGAUCAUAGUUUAACAUUGCAUACAGCUAAAAGUUCCUGUUAGGAUGCUUUGUAUUCCUUCCAUUGUGUUGAUAUUAUUUAAAAAAAAAAAAAAAAGACUUCUUGAUGAUAAGACUGGACCAACACCUGAUUUAAAUAUACCUGGAUUGUAGUCCUGCUUCAAUCAUUCAAUAAAACAAAGAACAGUUCCUGAA